Molecule: messenger RNA, 3499 nt
Organism: Cygnus olor (mute swan)
Lineage: Eukaryota; Metazoa; Chordata; Aves; Anseriformes; Anatidae
Gene: GPR34
Product: G protein-coupled receptor 34
Exons: 3
Coding region: 220-1368 (382 amino acids)
Biological process (GO): G protein-coupled receptor signaling pathway
Cellular component (GO): membrane
Molecular function (GO): G protein-coupled purinergic nucleotide receptor activity
Source: RefSeq, a predicted model, not a curated record
GGUACUCUGGCUUUCUAAUAAGAGGACAUGCAUGUUACUCCUCCCUGUCUUCAGCAGUGGUUUUCAAAAUCAGCAGAAGUUCUUAAAACACAAAUGGGAGUUUUCUUUCUUUGGUCAAAGCUGAUUUUUAUCUUCUAGAUUGUACCUUCCUGGUGAAAAAUAAGCUCAGUGAAAUUAAAAACUUUAUGAAAGUAAGACCAGCUAAGAAAAUCCUCACAAAUGAUGGCUGCAGCUUCAGCUGACUUACUGACCAUUCUUCCACACGAGAAAGCCUCCUGGAGUAACCAAACCCACCUAGCCACAAACGCCUCUGAAAUUCAAAACAAUACCAGCUGUUUCUUAGAAGAUGAUGCGUUGUCAUUUGCUUUAAUACUUUUUUACUCUGUUAUUUUUGUCGUUGGAUUGGCCGGAAAUGUUAUAGCCCUGUUUGCUUUCCUGUGCAUUCACCAGAAGAGGAAUUCCAUCCAAGUUUACUUGCUAAAUGUGGCCAUUGCAGACCUUCUGCUGAUCUUCUGUCUUCCCUUCCGAAUAUUGUACCAUGUUAACAAUAACACCUGGAUGUUUGGACACAUUUUAUGCAAGAUUGUAGGAACUCUAUUUUACAUGAACAUGUACAUUAGCAUAGUACUGUUGGGACUAAUUAGUCUAGAUCGUUAUGUAAAAAUAACUAAGUCUGUGAAGCGUCCUAAAAUGCUAACUGCUACCCAAAGUAUAUAUAUUUGUUGCGCUGUGUGGGCACUUGCACUAACAGGAUUUCUAGUUGUAGUUGCACCAUCCUUCUUUAAGAGUGAGGUCAGCAAUUCUACUAUGUGCUUUCAUUACCGAAAUAAAAAGAAUGCAAUGACAGAAGCAGUUUUAAAUUACAUUAUUGUCAUAAUCUUUUGGACAGUUUUUUUCCUUUUGAUACUUUCAUAUGUUAAAAUUGCCAAGAACCUUCUGAAAAUCUCAAGAAGAAGAUCUAAUUUUCCCAACGCAGGAAAAUAUACCCGGACAGCAAGGAAUUCCUUUAUUGUACUAAUUAUUUUCACCAUCUGUUUUGUUCCAUACCACAUCUUCCGAUUUGUCUACAUUACAUCACAGUUACAAAAUACACCUUGUUAUUGGAAGGGAAUCAUUCACAAAAGCAAUGAGGUGAUGCUCAUAUUUUCAUCUUUUAACAGCUGCUUAGACCCAGUUAUGUAUUUCCUGAUGUCCAGAACUGUCCGUAAGACUGUAUUCCAACUUAUUUGUAGAAGAAUUCAUGGAGAUUCAAGCAUAACUCUGGAAAGUACUUCAGAAAUAAAACUUGGACAAUAUACACAAGAGCGAUUUUCUACUACCACUCCCCACUCAAGUUCUGUUAAGAAGAAGUCUGAUCUGAUUAAGUAAAUGGGUAACAGCUUCUCUCUUCGUCACUCUAGGACAUCAACUCAAGAUGCACCAAAUGCAAUACUGUAUGGCUACUAAUCCUGCCUCAUUCUUCCUGUUAAAAAACGAGAAGUCUUACUUCUGUUUGUGAAAAUGAGAAGUGACUUUUCUGAAGUACUUCAUGCUUGUUUAUCCAAGAAAACAAAACAGGAAAUGUCCUUAAAGUUAUCUCAGACACCUUCUGUGGGACUAAUGUAGAACACUAACUCUUUAAGGAGAUUUCUACAAAGUGGUUUGAGCCUGUAUAGACAUAAAUAUUACCAAUUUGUGUAUGUAAACAGCAGAUAAAUUUUGUAAAAUAAUGUGUCCUAUUCAAAAGAGCUAUACGAAUCAUUAAAGGUUUUAUGUACUUCUCGAUAUUAAUAGGCUUCAAAGAGAUCAGCAUUUUACUGCAUUUACAGAACUGUUUUGCAUGAAAAUACGUCAGAAUUUAGCAACAUAUGUGGCUUAAAUAUGAGGUGAAGAACAUGACUGCCACUAAUUCAAUUAUAGAAGGCACACUUUAUUAAAUAUCAAAGUUAAAAUAUACAAGCUUCCUAAACGCUUUAUUAUAUUUUCAACAUUUUAAUGAAUGUCGAGGCUGAAUACUUGAGGAAAAGUAACAACGGUUAAGAAAAUUAGAAAUUCAUGAAGGAGAGAAAACAUAUCAGAAUUUUCAGUUAGCUAAGAUUUCCUUCAUAUUCUGAUCAACAAAUUUGGUGGCUUCAGCCACCCAGAGUAUUUCAACAAGGAAAAUGCUCACCAAACUGAGCAUAUAGAGCAGAAUAUACAUAUAAUUAUAAAUAAUAUAUAUAUAAAUAUAAAUAAUAUAUAUAGAGAGAGAAAGUAGCUCUCUUACACAUUGGAAGCAUCAGCUUUGACCUUUGCUCAAGGUCAGUCAACUAGUCUACUUACCCAUUUAUGUAUUUAGGCAUAAACUAGAAUUUCAAACUGUAAAGUCAUAUAGAAAAAAAGAGGGCUGAAGGUGGUUGUUAGACACAAAGACACGCAAAGAGGCACCUAUACAGAGAACAAUUUAAAUGUCUAGCAUGGGAGGCCAGAAAGGUGAACAGAUUAGAUACCAGAUGGUAGCUAUACCAGAUGGUAGCUCUACAAAAUAAGGAUCUAUUAUGUCGAACAAGCAAUAUUGCUCAGGUUGAUUUUGAUAUUGAUUUUAAUAUUGAUCAAUAUUUUGAUAUUGAUUUUAAUAUGACUAUCAGUAACUUCUCUGGUGGAUUGUGUGACUUCUUAUACCUAAUCUAUGUCAAAACUUGCAGUUUUUUUACUAAUCCUGUACAAUAUUCUGAUUUUAUAGAAGCUACUCAUAAAACUCUUAUUGAACAAAGAAAACAUAACAAUUCACCUCUCCUAGAUAUAAUUGUGGUUUAAUUUUUAUGUGAUUUUACUUCAGUUUUGGUGUCCUGGUUUUGGCUAGGAUAGAGUUAAUUUUCUUAAAUAAUAGCUGGCAUGGUGCUAUGUUUUGGAUUUAGGAUGAGAAUAAUGCUGAUAACACCCUGAUGUUUCAGCUGUUGCAGAGCAGCAUUUGCACAGAGCCAAGGACUUUUUGGCUUCUCACGCUGCCCUGCCAGCGAGGAGGCUGGGGGUGCCCAAGGAACUGGGAGGAGACACAGCGGGGACAGCUAGCCCAAACUGGCCGGAGGGAUGUCCCACCCCAUGUGGCAUCAUGUUGAACAAUAAAACGGUGGGAAAAGAAGGAGAAGAGGGGAUGUUUGGAGCGAUGGCAUUUGUCUUCCAAGAAACAGCUGCACACGAUAAGCCUUGCUUUCCUGGAAGUGGCUAAACAUCGGCCUGCCAAUGGGAAGCAGUGAAUGAAUCCUUUGCUUUGGUUUGCUUGUGCAGCUUUUUUUGCCCAGUUAAACUGUCUAUAUCUCAACCCACAAGUUCUUGCUCUUUUACCUUCCCAGUUCUCUCCCCCAGCCUGCUGCGGGGGAGUGUGUAAGUGGUUAUGUGGGGCUAAGCUGCCUGCUGGGUGAAACCACAACAUUUGGUUCAAGUGGAUGUAAACAGGUUAACUCAAGUACAAUGACUAGAUCGUGUGUUUUAUUUUAUAUAUACACAUAUAUAUAUAUUUACAAAAAAAAGGGCAGGGUUU